Molecule: messenger RNA, 1678 nt
Organism: Salarias fasciatus (jewelled blenny)
Lineage: Eukaryota; Metazoa; Chordata; Actinopteri; Blenniiformes; Blenniidae
Gene: pomk
Product: protein O-mannose kinase
Exons: 3
Coding region: 121-1155 (344 amino acids)
Biological process (GO): protein O-linked glycosylation; protein phosphorylation; carbohydrate phosphorylation
Cellular component (GO): endoplasmic reticulum membrane
Molecular function (GO): protein kinase activity; carbohydrate kinase activity; ATP binding
Source: RefSeq, a predicted model, not a curated record
UUCCGGGUGAACCCGUUUGCAGAGUGUUUUGAGUGGGUGGUGCAGUGAACUGUAUGUUUUGGAUACUUUAGUGUGUAUUUUUGGGGCAGUUCAGGAUGUAAACCAGGAAACGACAGUGUGAUGAGUCGCCUCGGCUGCUGUCCCGUCUCCCGCAGCGCCCCCGUGGUGGCCGUGUGCCUCGCCGCUCUGCUGCUCUGCAACGCCUUCAUCUACCUGUACCUGGAGUCUGUGUACCAGGCCGAGGAGCCGCGGGCCGCCGCCCGGGCGGGCUGCCCCCCCCGACACUUCAAGAUGGCCACCAUGAAGAACUGCACGCCCUGGCUGCAGUGCCCCGAGAUCCGAGCGGAAGUACGCAGGCUGAAGCUGAUUGGCCAGGGAGCGGUGAAGAAGGUCUACCUGGCGGAGUGGAGAACCCAGAAGGUGGCGCUGUCCUCCCUGUCCUCUGAGGACUACCUGGAGGACUUCCUGCACGGGCUGUCCAUGCUGCAGGCGCUGCAGGAGCCCCGGGUGGUGCAGCUGGUGGGGUUCUGCCUGGAGGACCGGCUGCUGGCCACCGAGUUCCACCCGCUGGGCUCCCUGCUGAACCUGGACCGGGUCCUGGCCCGGCCCCAGUACCGCCACCUGGACACGUGGCAGACGCGGCUGCGGCUGGCCGCGGAGUACGUGUCCGUCCUGGACUACCUGCACUCCGGGCCGGCCGGCCGCCGCGUCAUGUGCGACUCCAACAGCGCGGAGAAGACGCUGUCCCAGUUCCUGCUGACCGGCGACUUCCACCUGGUGGCGAACGACCUGGACGCGCUGCCGGAGGCCGACGCCGCCGCCGGCCUGCUGGUGAAGUGCGGCCACCGCCAGCUGAGCGGGGACUUCGUGGCCCCGGAGCAGCUGUGGCCCUUCGCGGACCGGGGCGAGCCCUUCUCGGACGAGCUCAUGCCCGGGUACGACGAGAAGACCGACAUCUGGAAGAUCCCCAACGUGACCUGGUCACUGAUGGGGAGCGUCCCCGGGGGGGACCUGGUCCACUUCCACCUGUUCCAGAUCCACGAGCAGUGCAAGAAGGCCGACCCCAGGCUCCGCCCCUCCGCCGGGGACGUCCUGAAGGUGUACCGAUCCGUGUACAGCGGCAUGGUGCGAGACAGCUCCAGAGACAUGCUGUAGGCCAACAGAGACCAGGAAUGGUUCUGAGGAGUCCUGAAGUACCAGAACCUGCAGGACAGGAGCCAAACGGUGUGUCGAACAUGUGGGCCCGAGGGCCAAAAAAAGCCCCAGAGAGGGUGUGGAAAAAUACAGAAUCAGGAGGAAAUAAAUAAGUUUUUGUUGAACAGUUGAGUCUUUUAUGUCACAUAGAAGAAAUAGACAAAGUUAGAUUGGAAUGCAUCUUUUGCAGUGAAAAACUGUUGAAUGAAAGUUUGAAACUUCGAGCUGAAGACGGAGUGUAGACUCAGAGUUCCUCCUCACUGAACUCACAGGCCUGAAAAUAACAGUGAAGUCAUGAAACUCUCAGUUAAAGGCCUGUUUUUGAACUGUGAUUUACUCAUGAGGUUUGUUUUGUUGCUGCUUGACAGUGGAAAACUCUCAGCUCACUUUUAUUUAUAAGUGAUAAUUGCAACUUUUCUGUGUGGAGUUUGCAUGUUCUCCCCGUGUGUGCGUGGGUUCCCUCCGGGUACUCCGGCUUCCUCCA